Molecule: messenger RNA, 2353 nt
Organism: Epinephelus moara (kelp grouper)
Lineage: Eukaryota; Metazoa; Chordata; Actinopteri; Perciformes; Serranidae
Exons: 8
Coding region: 317-1066 (249 amino acids)
Cellular component (GO): nucleus
Source: RefSeq, a predicted model, not a curated record
UUACUGACUCCGCCUCUCCCCCGUGAACGCGCCUUAAGCCGAAUUAGAAAAUCCUGGGUUAACAAAGCUUGCUGAUAUCCAGCUUCAUAACACCGUCAUCUUUCCCCCGUUUUCGUCGCUUAGACAGUUAUUAUUAACGUGAAGCGUGCCGUGACCAACUGUCGUGUCCGUUAAGCUCGGGUUUAUUCCGCUUGACGACGGAUUUGUGUUACGAUUUGAUUAUUAAAUCUAGCAUUGAAACAUCUCGGAUAACUGCGCGCACCCGCUCCGCCACAAAGGGGAGAGCAAUCGCACGCUGAAACCCGGAUCACAACUCAUGAACGCAGACAGAGAUUUCCAGAUGAUGAAAAAAAACGAGAGGGCACAUUUUUUCAGCUCUAAAGAGCAGGAACUUAUUUUAAAGUUGUAUGAGGAAGAAAGAGAAAUACUGACAGCCAAAUCCAACACCACAAGCGCCUCUAAACUCAGAGAGGAAGCCUGGCAGAGAAUUGCUGAUAAAAUAAACGCGGUAUCGGACAGCGGCUACAAAAGAACAUGGCAGCAAGUGAAAGUCAAACAUAAAAACAUAGUGCAAACAGCAAAAAGAAGACGGGCAGAGGUGAUGAGGAAUGAGGGGGGCUCAGCGACCCCGUCUCUGACCUCUGCAGAGGAGGACGUGCUGCAGCACAAAGACAACAGGCUGCGAGUGGAGGUCCUCCCUAGUGGUGCUUGUAUUGAGCCGCUGACUGGAUCUGACAGCUCUUUUAUUAGUGUCUCAGGCCAUCCUGUCCUCCUCCUGCCUGUAACAAAGACUGAGCCAGAGAGUUUGAGUGGUGAUGAGACAGACGUCAGUGACACUAACUUUGAAGGGGAUGCACACAACAGCAGCUUCCAGGAGACGGCCAACUCAACAUGUGCUACACCUAGAGGCAGAAGUGCAGAGAAGCAGACAGACGACAUAAGAGCCCUUUACUGCUCCUACCUCAAGAAGGAAAUAGAGAACCGCGACCAACUGAUGGCAUACAGAGCACUUAAAAUGAGGAAGAUGGAGAAAGAAAUUUUAUUACUUGAUAAGCAGCUGAUGUGAACGUGAGUUGCUCAGGCCAAGUGUGACUUCAGGGAAGAGCAUGUACAUUAAGUGGAGCUGCUGUGCCCCAGGAGGAUUCCACUGUCACAUGAGUUACACUUCAUUCAUUGACAAACUGUACUCCAGCAACGGGAUUUGAAAUGACUGAAUGAAACCGGGAAUGACUUUAACUUGAGGGCACUUACAUCCACAUCAGAUGAGUAGUAUAGGGACUGUCAACAUGAAGAAUGUCUUUAUAUUUAAUAUUUAGUGUCAAAUGCUUUGCAGUGACUUCUUUUUCACGGAGUCUGGUGUUCAACAAAUUAAACUCAUACUCAGUUGUAUUGAGAUCAGGUAUCUUGGCCAGUCAAGAUUGCUUUAUGUUUGUCUUGUGUGAAUGAUUUGGAUACAUUGUCAACCCCACAUCACUUCACUGAAACAUUUGUGAUGAGAUGUAGAAUUACACACAAUGUGAAGGAAAAGCUUGAAACUGAUUUCUCCCAUCACCAGCAGAGGUUAUUAAGGAGAGAGGUAAAAAGCAUUUAAUUAAUCACAUCUAAAAGUACAGGUUGGACAGUUUGGAAUUUGGAUGAUUCAAAACAGCCUUUUCUCAUGUUAAAAAUAAAAUAUGUGUUGUGUCUAAUUAGGUUUAGGCUAUAUAUUUAUGAUUUUUUGUUAUUUUUGUUUUUGUAUAUUUAUUCUUACACUAUUUCUGGUGUUUUAUUAUUUAUUCUGUAUGCAAAACAAUUUUUGAAAUGUAAAAUAAUAAUGUAUCUUAAGGCUCGUGGAAACACUGACUUCUUUCAGUUUGCUCAACAUGUGUUAUGGGGUCCAGACAGUGCUUCGGGUCAUCCAGUCCACAACACGGGUCCCAAACAUGAGCUGAACCCACAGCACCCUCCUCUCUGUUUGCAGGUCUAAACCAUAGACUGAAAAACUCUUCCCUGUCAGCUGCAGGUUUCUGUCAGAGGUGUCUGGACCUCCUCCAACCACUCUGCAGCACAAAGUGCGCUGCGCUCAUGCACGGAGACAGGGCAAAUUCAAGAUGGCGGACUGCUCAGCGAUUUGUUGUGAAAACAAUAAUACCUCCACCGAUUAGGGCUAGAUCUAUAAUAUCAACUUGAAUCCUGAUUUAAGAAUAGCUGCAACCCAUCCGUAGAUCUGUAUCCCGAGCAGAGCUGACUGCAGUUAGAUCGAGCUUUUAAUCCAACCAUUGGCUGACUGAGCUGCGCGCGCUCACGGUGCACAUCUGAAGCCAUCAUCAAUCGAGCAUUGAUAACAGGAUUCAUCAUGGCUUCAGAGGGAGAU